Molecule: messenger RNA, 11181 nt
Organism: Cladocopium goreaui
Lineage: Eukaryota; Dinophyceae; Suessiales; Symbiodiniaceae
Source: the annotation of a GenBank genome assembly
AUGACUGUGCCCGAGAUUGCCAUCGACUAUGCAGUGGAGCACAGCAAUUUCCAACACGCCUUCGAACUGGCCAACUUGUCGGCGAAGCACAAGCUGCCGGACAUCCACCUCAAAAAGGCCUUGGCUUUGGAAGAUGAUGAGCAGUUUAAGUUGGCCGAGGAGGAGUUUAUCCAAGCGAAGAAGCCCAAAGAAGCCAUUGAUAUGUACGUCCACCAGCGCGAUUGGGUGUCAGCCAUGCGGGUGGCCGAGGCAUACGAGCCGCAGAGCGUGAACGAUGUCAUGGUGCAUCACGCCAAGGAUUUGGUGGAUCAAAACAACAUGCAGGCAGCUGAGAACCUCUUCAUCCAGGCUGGCAAGCCCGAACUGGCCGUGAAGGCUUACUCCUCCAAACGCAACGUCCCUGAGGCAGUACGGGUGUGCAAGAAGCAUUGCCCUCAUAUGCUGGGAGAUGUCGUCGACUCCUACGGCGAAGGAGGUGGAGCACCAGGAGCUCCACAGAGUCUGGAUGAGAUUCUGGACGCAGCCAAGAUCUACGAGGAGACGGGCAACUAUUCCCGGGCCAUUGACACCUACCUCUCGGUCACGGAGACGGCCUCCGCGGAUCCGGAUCGCCUGGAGGAGGUCUGGGAGAAUAGUGUGCGGCUCUCCAUGAAGCACGCGCAGGAACGCUACAAUGAGACCGUGUCCAUCGUGGCCAAACGCUUGAAGCUGAUCCAGCGUUACGAGGACCUCUACCUCAUCAUCCUUGUGUACCCCAAAGUGAUCGGGCUCUACAUGGGAUUUUGGAAUAAGUUUGUGACCGUGAUCUUCAUCUUUCUGAUUUCCUUUGACAUCUCUGCUGAAGAGCCCUACGUGAUUUGUCAUCACGACGCUGGCUACUCGAAGAAGAUCGCUGCAACAAUGUCGACCAAUGCACCAUGGCGUUGUGGAGGCUGCAAACAAGUGAGGAAACGCUCUGCAGAGUUUUGCCCAGUAUGUCGACUACCAUGGCAAAGCACCAUCGACUACUCCUACGUUCACAAUCCAGGAUAUGCACAACAUGGACAGUCUAUGAUGAUGUGUCCACAGCAGAUGCAACAGAUGAUGCCUAUGACAAUGACACCAUCCCAGCAACAACAUGCUCCUCAGAUGCCAGUGCUUGUGGCACCGUCGGCUCCUGCACCACAGCAGGCUGCGCCUCCGCAGGUGAAUGUCGAUGCAGAGCAGAAGGAGCUUAUGGAGAUGAUCAGGGCCCGCCAAAUGGAACUGCCCCCAGACAUGAGGCAAAAAGUGCAAAAAAUGUCCAAAAAGGAAGGGGCACAGGCCACAAAGGAAUUGCACUCUGCAGUGCGCACCCUGGGCUUUGCGAGAAAGGAUGUGGAGGAGGCUCUACAAGCCAGAUACAACCUGAUCGCAUCAUGGAAGCAUUUUCUUGCCGAUGCGGUCCAGCAAUGGCAGGGCUACACAUCCCUUUUUCAGCAACAAGAACGAGAUCUACAAGAGAGAAUACAACAGGCCCAUGCCAACUUCAUGACUGCCAAAGUUCAAGCAGAACAAUCGCAGCAGGAGGCUGGCAAGAUCACGCCCAUAGAGAUCAAGGACGACGACGAGGAGCUGACGGGGGAGCAGGCCAAUGCAGAUACCUCCUCCGGAAAGAUCCAAGAAGGAGGGAGAAGUUUCACAAGGCACUUCAAAGCAGCCUUUUGCCUAGCCCGGUUGUGCAUGACAUUCUCGUAUGACGACCUAGGGCCUUGCAGGCAUUGGGAUAGUUCCACCCCAGCCACUGUCAUGAAGUGGAACAACAGAGCCAUUGUGAAUGAGACAUUUGUUUCGGAAUGGCAAGCACAAGAACAGGCCGCCAUUCUCCAACAUGAAGUCUCACAAUUUUGCAAUCUUCCAUUGACCUGGACACGCUCUACCAGUUCCCGAUCUAUUGAGCGUUCAGACCUUGUACUUUCUCGUUCCAGACCCAAACGUCCUACUUCACUGCAUGUGAGUUUUGCAGAUGAUUUGGAAUUGUGGAUUGGAAUUGAGGACAGCCUUGAGAUGUACAAGCUGCAGGUCCCUCUGGAGAUUGGUGCCACAGGGCAAACUCCUUGGAGCUGCCCCAGUUUUGAGCCUACAGAAGGUUCCACGAGAGACCAACGUUUCGCAGCUCACACUGACGGCGCUGGUCAAACUCAUUUUUACCAUCUCCCCAGCAGUCCGCUGUGGAUGAAUGGAAUCAUGGACCUACUCAAUCAAGAAGGACAUUAUGAUCCUGGUGAAGAGGAGGAGAUUGUUUUUGUCACUUCAUACUACAUCAAUCACCAACACCACCGCUUUCAUGAUGAACCCAGGGUCCUGAGAUUUGACCGAGAGGUUGCAGAAUGGGAGAGGGAUGUGCGAUUUAUCUGGGAAGAUCUCAUUGAUCAUGAUGCGCAGAUUGACAUCGUCAUCGUGCGCCCAGAUCCUCCCAAGUUUGCAUUCCCAGCGACCGCGGCCACAGUGAUUGUGCAUCAACAUGCCAGUCCUGAAAGAGCUGCAUGCCUGAUCUCGCAAGUUCAUAUCAUGGAUCCUGAGACACGAUUCUCUGAGAGUGCGCAUUCCACGGAGUUGCAGAUCACGCGUGACCAGGCCAUCCACCUUGCUGGUUCGGAAGCAGUUUGUCAACAAAGAGCUGCACAAGGAGCAGGAGAUUGUACCAUUCACAUUGGACAUCAAAUGUUACCUGCCGAUGCCAACAUCGCGAUCUUUCAUGGAUUGGGCCUACACAUACGUAUUCCUUCAACUCUGACACAAGAAGAGAUUGAACAAAACCUUGUCCGCAGACUUCACAGACAAAGGCAAUUACGAGAUGGCAAUGAAUGGGAUCCGCCAGAACCAGACAUUGACCCAGAGAAUGAGCACCCACCACAACGAACAGACCCAGGACAAGGAGAUCAUCAUGCACCUGAAGAUGCGACAUCUUGCAUGGCGCGCAAUGCUGCGACAUUUUUGCAAUCCUCAAGGACCAGCUCUUCGUCGACUUCUGUCAGUGCUAUCUCUACCUCAUCAUUCCAUUCUGAAGAUUUGCGGCGUGCCGUUAUUUUCACAAUUGAUGGAAGAGCAUUUCCAGUGAGCUUGCCGUGGAGUGACACCAGCGAACAUGAGGCAAUCAUUGCCCGUGAAGGAGGAUUUGAUUCUGGCCUUAUUCUCCAGCUAUAUCAGAUGCAUCAACGACCACGAGAUCUUGAACGCCUUCAACUGGAAUGUUUCCUGCUCCAAAACGUCCAUGAACCGAGACCAGCGCAAUUCAUGAGGCUGAUUCUUGUUGAUAUUGACAUCUAUGAUCAGCAACACUUUCAACCUUUUGCAAUGCGCAGACUGGCCAAAUGGUUGCCCACCACUGUCAACCGUAGAUCUGUCUUCAGGCUCAUGGGACUGGAUCAACAAUUUCAAGAACAAGAAGAGCUUUGCUUCUUGUGGCACAAUCAUGUUGCAAUCGAAGCAGAUCAAGUUCCCCCACUCAGAUUGGAAGACGGUGAUUACGUUCAAAUCCGCAUUGGUGAGCAACCGGAAUCUUUGAGCUGCAUCUCAGACUCGACUUUGCAGCGCCUCAACAUUACAAACGAGAGCUGGCAGCCAACUCCUGAUCCGGAAGAUGAACACCUUGACCUCUUUCAAAGGAGUAUACAACAACUCCAACAAACCUGGCAACAACUUGAAGCUCAACUGCCUCAGCAAGAAAUCAAAGUUGCACCUCAACAUGAACGAGGGGCCAUGUUGCCAAGGGAUCAGGACCAGGGCCGGAAUCAGGAAGGUGGAAUGUUUGCAGAAUAUCCAGAGCAGUUCGUCUACACCACGACUCGCCCCGAUAUCCGGCAUGUGGCGCAUUCUAUGCCACAGCUGAUGAAUCAGGCACAAGUACUUCGUUUGGGUGAGGUCUUUGAUCAAUGUGGCCCACGUUAUGGACAGCAUGACUGCAGAGUACGCUGUGGUGAGAUCCCUUUUGGACUCUUUGAUUGGGAUGAAGUACCAAGAGCGACCAAUCUCGUCAUCUACAUGCAUUACAGACGUGAUGUCACUGCUGCAGACAAUGACGACAUCGAACUCAUGCAACAAUCCAGCACGAGAUGGAGCCGGACGCAGUCCCCACCGCAAGCAGGUCUUGAACUACCUCGACAAGGUGGACAAUGCGAAGGAUUUACUUUCAAUCCUAAUGCUGCCAGCUUUGUACCCAAUGCCCCAGUGAUUCGCAAUGCACCUGAACACAUCCAAGAUUUGUAUCAGCAGUGGAUGCGUACUGCAUUCUCCUGGGCUGGGGAACAAGACUGUGAGCGCCAAACAACUGCUUCGGUGGCUCAUGAGCAGUGGCCACAGGACCUCGACAUUUUCCCAGCGGUGGGCGAAUGCCGACCACAAGACUGGGUACAACCUGACUCGAAGAUGCUGGUCAAAGUCAUAUAUGCUCAGGAGCCAUCACCGCCAACAGCACCCCCUUCAACUGUGGAACUGCAGUCCAUCUACAGUGCGGAAGAUGCUGAACAAGAGCUUCGAGCAUGGGGAUUUCACUACAAAGUUUUCUUAUGUGGAGAACAUGACACGAUCUUUGCCCUUUCCUUGCAUGAGAAACUCGAUGAUUUUGUGUACGUCUACUGUGCGACUGACUCGAACAUUGACCAACCGGUCAUCAUCCAGCGACAGCACACAGAGCUCACAGAGACACAACACAUGAGAUUCCUCUAUGCUCACGGAUUCAUCAAAGCUGUCAUACUCCAACAUGAACGAUGGCAUGAACGUGUUCAUUGUGUCCAUUUCACGGACGUCAAACCUGAACAUGCGCCAGCAUUAGGGACGCCAAGAGCACGCACGCCAUGGCCGGCUCCUCAACCUAGAAUCCACACAAUUGGCCCCAUGAUUGACUUCGAGUCUGUCCAAAAUACAUUGAAGGGCACAUGCCAGAUUGGCAUUGAUCUACAGGAGCUCCGAUGUUUCUUCGAAGAUUGUGGAGAUAUCCUCUGGAAGGAUUACGAACUUUUCGACCUUCCUGAUUUUGUUGGAAAUGCACUACAGCACUGUGGCCCCAUUGACAGAGUUGAUCGCUAUGUCAUCUUUGCUGAUGGCUCGUCUCACUCUCAACAUCGGCAUAAACCUCCACUCUGGGUGGCUGAACAUGAUAUAAGUGAUUCUUGGGCUUUCGCGGUCUUUGCGGAACAAUAUGCCGAGAACAGUCAUGAUCCGCCACAACUGGAAUUCCUUGGCUGGCAUUGCCAACAAGUACUUUACGAUCUUCAGGCUCCACAUUCCAUUGGCACUUCCAAGAUCGGAUCGGAUGCAGCCGAAACUGAGGCACUCUUCUGGGCGGGCAUGUGGCGACUCAGUCGCAACAAUAAUGUUCCCACAGUCUUCGUGACAGAUUCUCGACUGACUGGAGAUCAGGCUGCUGGACGGUGUGGAUCCAGCACAAGAGAUGCACCAUUCCUCAACCUUCGAUCGGUUUUUCAAGCACUUCAUGGUGGACUACCACAUGGACAUCUUGCAGUGCAACAUGUCAGAAGCCACACCGGGGAUCCUCUGAACGAACUGGUCGACUGGCUUGCAAAGCGCGAGGCCCACACCAGCCAACUUCUACCCAGACAAACAGUGAACAUGCAAAGUUUCUGCCACAUUCUACGCCACCUCUGGAUUGUGACAGAUCAAGCACAAGAUCUUCCUUGCUUAAGCCCUGCUGGCUUAGAAGUUGCCCCAAUUGAUCUACCAGUGCAUCAAGGACUCUCUUCGAACCAGGUGAAAUCAGAAAUGUCAAAUGUCACUUUCAACUUGAGUUGUGGCACAGCGAAUGUCCGCACUUUCUACAGAGGUGAACAAGGUCAUCCUGGCAAAUUACACUAUGUAAGAGAGCAAUUUCAAGCGCAUGGUAUCCAUUUUCUCGGCUUGCAAGAGACUCGCACUGAUGAAGGAUCAUCCUGCAAUGGACAGGUCUACCGCAUCGCUAGCGGCAGCGACCAUGGUCAACUUGGAGUUGAGAUCUGGGUCAAUCUGAAACAGCCCUUCACACAUGGAGAUUCAACACAGUGCUUCAAGCGAUCCGAUUUUGUGGCAGUAUCCAGAAGUCCCCGCCAUCUUCUGGUACAUGUCUUGAAUGACCACAUCGACAUUUGGCUUCUAUGUGCACACGCGCCUCACAGUGGAGCACCUCAGGAAAUUCGAGAACACUGGUGGCAGCAACUUUCUCAACUAGUUUGCACGUAUGUCACCAAUGAACAUGUCCUGGUCAUGAUUGAUGCCAAUGCACGAACAGGACCUCUGGACAAUGAACAUGUAUUUGAUCUUGAUGACUGUGAGAACAUCAACACACCCUUAUUGCGUGAUUUUCUUCAUGCACAUGGACUUUGCGUACCAGCCACCUUGCCAUUACAUCAAGGAACCAGGACCACAUGGACACAUCCUGCAGAUGGUACAGAACAUCGUAUUGAUUUUGUUUUCAUGCCCUGUUCUUGGACCUCGUGGUGCACACAGUCAUGUAGUCUGGACAACCUUGAUUUUGGACAUCUUGGUGAUCACCGAGCUAUGGCCAUUGAAAUUCAGUGGAAGGGUACCACACAGCUGCCUCACAGAUCUGGGAAUCGGACCAAGUUCGACCGGAACAAGAUCAAGACUGCGCAGCUUGCAAUGAAUCUUGACGGUUAUCAACCGCCACCAUGGACUACCAACAUUGAAGAGCAAGUUCGACAUCUCAAUCACUUCAUCCAGGAGACUCUCCAUUCUCAAUGCCCGAAACCGAGAAGUGGCCCCAAAAAAUCCUACAUCUCAGAUGAGAUCUGGAACAUUCGAGCCAUAAAGCUCCGACAUCAUCGACAGUUGAAGAAUAUUCAGAAGCAGAGCAGAACAGAAUUGUUGUCUCGCACUUUUCUGCAAUGGGCCCACAGACUGUCUCGAGACCGUCACGAGCAAUCUGAAGGCUACCACCACACUCUGCUCAUACAUGGACUCAAGACUGGGAUAGCGCUUCAUCAAACAGCCCGACAGUUGCGAUCAGCAUUGAGCAUGUCCAAACGCCAAGAAGUCAAGGAGGCUAUUCAUAAUCUUCCAGAAGAUAGUGCAGCCUCCACCAUUUUGAACACACUCAAGCCCAUCAUUGGACCCACGAAUCCGAAGCUUCGCAGGGUGUCGCCACUACCCAUGGUGCUCAAUGAUUGCGGAGAGCCAUGCACAACACCCGAUGAACUUUGUCAACGAUGGGCUGAUUUCUUUGGCGCAAUGGAAGGAGGUGAAAGAGUUUCAGAACAAGAUCUACGGGCCGACUGGAUCGCACAUCUGAAGGACUUCAUGCAAGAGACCAUCCAAUUGGGUCCAGAGGAUGUCCCAUCACUUACUGACCUUGAAUUUGCAUUCAGAAGAGUGCGCUGUGGCAAAGCCGUGGGAGAUGAUGAUGUUCCACCUGAACUCUGCCAUAGCUUUCCCACGGAGAUGGCGCGAGCCACCUACACGCAGCUUCUGAAACUAUGUGUCCACGGUCAAGAAGCUCUCCAGCACAAAGGUGGCAUGCUCAUUGCUGCAUGGAAGAGGAAAGGUCCACAGGAUCAAUGCUCGUCAUAUAGAUCUCUUCUCAUCAGCUCGCACAUUGGCAAAACUGUGCACAGAGCUGUUCGAGACCAUCAAGCAGAUCUGUAUGAGGCCUUCCUUCGACGAGAACAGGUAGGUGGCCGUCGUCAUUUUCCUGUAUCAAUGGGAGUGCACUAUAUUCGAGCAGCUGCCAGGGCCGCCAAGAAUGUCAAGAGAUCGCAUUCUCUUAUUUUCCUUGACCUACAAGAAGCAUUCUAUCGAGUAUUACGCCCAGUUGCGAUUGGCGGAAAACUGACGGAUGCUCUUCUUGCGCAAGUGGCCAUGAGGCUCCAACUACCUGAAGAUGCUCUUCGAGACCUUCAAUUCAUCCUCCAGCUUCCAUCCGCCACUGAACUUGCCGGCCUCCCCAGACACUUACAACGAGCACUCCGAGCUCUUCAUACCAACACGCAUUUCCGUGUUCGAGGCCAACCAGAUGUGACUCACACUCGAAUUGGGACUCGACCAGGCGACCCAUUCGCUGAUGUGAUCUUUGGCUACAUGUUCUCUCGAUUAUUGGCAGUGGUCGAAGAGAAAAUGGAAAACUUGGGCCUCCUGGAAACCUUUGAAGAUGUGGAUGUGCAUGGCAUGUUUCCUCAGGAGACCGAUGCGCCAUUGAUCCACCACACGAUGCUCGGGCCCACAUGGAUGGACGACCUAUGUAUAUCCAUCACCGCCGACACAGCGUGUGCUUUGGAGACAAAGGCUGGUCUAGCGACGGGCGUACUCCUGGAGACCUGCAUGAAUCAUGGAGUAACACCAAAUCUACAGAAAGGUAAGAGCGAAAUUUUGCUCACCUUUCGUGGGCAAGGCUCCAGGGCGCUCAAGCAAAAGUACUUUGGACCUCAACAAGGCCAACGGCUUCAUGUUGUGUCUGAGUAUGGUAUGCAUGCCAUCUCUGUGGUUGGCGAAUACAUCCACCUGGGCAACAUGGCACACCACUCUGGCACUACCAGAAGGGAAAUGAGACGACGGAUUGCCAUUGGCAAUGGAGCUUUCAAUCUUCAUCGAAGACUGCUUUUUCAGAACAAAGACCUGACCGCCCAAAAGAGAGCAGAGCUUUUCAUGUCUCUUGUUCACAGCAAAAUCUCCUAUGGCACAGAGUCUUGGGUUUUGGAUGAUGCCAAAUCCAGGCAGUAUUUCAAUGGUGCUAUUCUGCGCCUUUACAAGAGACUGCUGAAGCUGCCGCCUGACAGUCUCGUCCAACAUGAAGAAGUGACUUCACAAGCACAACUCCCAGCUCCUGAGGAUCUCCUUUGUGUGACCAGACUUCGCUAUUUGGGCUUGCUAUACAAAUGUGAGCAAGUCACACCAUGGGCUAUCCUGCGUGCAGACACGGCAUGGACGACUCUGCUGCGUGCAGAUUUGCAGUGGCUUUGGCAACUGAUCCGUGGCACCACCUCGCUUAGAGACCCUGCCACGCACUUCCAGGAAUGGGAAUAUUUGCUCCGCUACCACAGAAGCUACUGGAAGACGCUGCUGCAGCGCGGAAUGCAUCUUGUACAACUCCAUCGACAGGACCAACUCCUACUUCGACGGCUACAUCAUGACAUCUUUGCGCAUUUGGCACAUUGGGGACCUCUGUCACAUGCACCUGUCCGCCCCCACAUUCCGGUUGAGAGGCAAUAUGGACAUUAUGGUUGCAUGAAGUGCCAACUCAGGUGUCGUUCCAAAGCUGGCGAAGGAGCUCAUCUUUUUAAAGUUCAUGGAGUUGUUGCAAAAGAACGACGCUGGAUGACCCAUACAGCAUGCAGCAUCUGUCUCAAAGAAUAUCAUUCCUUUGAUAAAUUGCAGGGGCAUUUGCGAUACUCAGAGUCAUGCCGGCGUCAACUCAGCGCGAGACCUCCUUGCGGUGAUCUUCAACCAGGCAUUGGCUCGCGAGAUAACAAUGCACUACGUGCGCACCACGAUGAUCUACUUCCAGUUCAACAAGCGGAAGGACCUCGAGCCCUACCGCGACCUCCGGGAGAAGUAGACCUCCACCAUGUUGCUCUAUAUGAACAGCUUGUGCUCAUGAUCUUUGACUUUCAGACCAACGACAGCCAUGCACUGCGUACCGCCACUGUCGAGUGCAUCGCCAGUCACGAGAUUGGAUGGACGCAGACACAGCUUACCCUGAACAAGAUCAAGGAUGAGCUGAUCAAUGCACCGCUCUAUGAUGCGAUUGUUCCUCGAGACACAGUUUGUGCGGUCCUUUCAGAGCUUGCAGACCCAAUCAACUGGAAGUUUCUUACGGAGAUCACCUAUGAAACGGCUAAUGAAGAUCAUUUAUAUCAUUUGGAUCUCUACGAGCAGUGGUGCCAAGAUUUGGCUUCCUCACCCACUCCUUGGCGACCAACGCUUCAAUGCCCGCGUCCCAGGUUCUGGGAACGAGUGGUCUUACAUGCCUACUCGGGCAGGCGUAGACCAGGGGAUUUCCAAUGGUAUCUAGAUGAUCUGGGCAAACAAGGCAAGCUGGAUGGCCUCUUUGUCGUGUCACUUGACAUCGUCAUCGACUCCACUUGGGGGGACAUCAGCAAUCCCACGACGCAGAAAUUUUGGCUUCACGCGUUGCGCUCCGGACAUGUGAUUGGGUUCCUUUGUGGGCCGCCCUGCUGCACGUGGUCCACAGCACGCGGAAAGCAGUUGCAGCAACCGAAGAAGCGCGGUCCCCGUGUCAUACGUGACCGGUCGGACCUAUGGGGCUUUCACUCUGUAUCACUUCGGGAAAAGCGGCAGCUCAUGGACGGCCACCUACUUCUGGGAUUCAGCUUGCAUGCGAUGAUUCUGCUUUCGACAGUGCAAGGGAGUGGUGCCCUCGAGCAUCCUGCAGAACCGAAUGAUGAGCAGGCAGCCAGCAUAUGGCGACUUCCGCUGAUGCAAUUCAUUCUUAGCUUGCCUGGCUUUUCACAUAUUGAAUUCGCGCAGGGUCUGUUAGGUGCUGACAGCACCAAGCGCACUGGGUUGUUGACACUCAACCUACCAGACCUGCCGCGGUAUUUGCGUGCCAAUGCGGUCUGUGCUCAUUUGCCACGGGCACAAACCAUUGGCACCGAUGAGCAUGGACAAUUUCGCACGGCGAAAUUGAAGGAGUAUCCUCCCGCACUCUGCAAGGCCCUUGCGGAAGGAUUUUUCUCCAUUUUGGUCCCGUACAAUGCUACGGAAGAGACAUCUCACGUGCCGGACGAUUUUCUGACCCGAUGCGCACAGAUGGUAUGCACCAACAUGGGCAGCCACAUUGGGGCAGACUAUGCAGGUCAACUUGGCAGUUGCAGAUCAGCGGCCGCCGAGCUCUACGAGAGCAUCGAUGCAGCGCGCGAAGCGGUGAAUUGUUACAUCGCUGGAGAGGUUUGGGACAAGGCACGGAUGUUGGCGCAGCAGAUGGCCCCGGACAUGGUCCGCCUGGUGGAAGAUCGGUACAAAUCGGAGCUGGUCAACAAAGGAGAUGGCGACGAACUCAUCCGACGCACCGGCGAUGUGGACAGUGCGUUCGGGCUGGACAUGUACGCGCGCAACGGCGACUGGACAAAGUGCCUCUCGCUGGCGGAGAAACAAAGCCCCAAGAUGCUGCCGCAUUACCUGGUGCCUGGAUGGGAUGGAUCGAGUGGUUGUUGGGCGCAUGAGAUGGGUCUGAAAAUUGGGGAUACCCUCUGGUAA